CCGAAGACUGCAGUCAGUUUGCUGCAACACCGCCGCCAGUCUCACAUUGUAUCUCCAGAAGCGCAUUCGGACAAUGAGAACUCUGUUUGUCACUUCCAUUCUCCUGCUCGCCUUCGGGGUCUUAAUUUACGCAGAGACCACCCAAUGGGGCCGCCGUGUGUUCCGUGACCGGUUGCUCAGUCGAGGCACCAUCGCAAACAACUCGCUUCCGGUCCCGGUCAAAAGUGCCGUCUUUCAGUACUCGCCACCGAGGCUAGGAGCUGGCCGGUCACCGAACGUGACCUACAUUGUGGCACGGGAUAAUGUGAAAAAUGGCCGCGGCGGUUUGGCGACCCUCGUUUCGGGAGGCGUUAAUCGAACGCAGGCCACCAUACGGCUGACCUCACGACCCUACGGGGGCUUCAACUUUACCGUGGAGGUGUACGGGAAGUGAGCUAGUUCAAUAGCGCGAAAUACGGUUCAUAAACAUUUAUAUAACAUAAAAAUGGGUUUUGGAACGAUGCGGAUGUUUCAACCAACAAGUGAAGAAACAAUAAAUUAACAACAAUAAACCGAAAACAAACGGCAUAAAAGGAUGCUUUUCCGCUCUCGUUAUUUCAGACUCACAACGAUCCAAGUUUUUGGUUCACUCCAUGGGAAAAAUGGUCAAAAUUUAAAAUUUCUGCAAGUAACUAAUAUUUGAAAUUUUACCAAAGUUAAUAAAAAUUUUAAAUAUCAAAUUAA
This is a messenger RNA of Topomyia yanbarensis, 723 nucleotides long. RefSeq lists its product as uncharacterized. The record is from RefSeq and is a predicted model, not a curated record. The transcript is spliced from 2 exons. Lineage: Eukaryota; Metazoa; Arthropoda; Insecta; Diptera; Culicidae. Bases 74 to 433 code for a protein of 119 amino acids.